Molecule: messenger RNA, 2884 nt
Organism: Daucus carota subsp. sativus
Lineage: Eukaryota; Viridiplantae; Streptophyta; Magnoliopsida; Apiales; Apiaceae
Product: DDT domain-containing protein DDR4
Exons: 12
Coding region: 278-2527 (749 amino acids)
Biological process (GO): regulation of DNA-templated transcription
Cellular component (GO): RSF complex
Source: RefSeq, a predicted model, not a curated record
AGUUACAAAUACUCCAUUGACACUGAAUGACCCCAAAAACAAACUAACCAAAAAAAUAUUAAAUUCCCCCAUUCCAAUUAUUUAAGUUCUCUCAUGAACAAGAGACUGAGAGAAGACGAUUACAAUUCACAAUUCACAAUUCACACACACACAAUACAUACUCUUGAACCCUAAAUCAUACAGUAUUCAUCUUCUUUCCUGGAAUCUAUACACACAAUCACACAUAUCUAUGUAUCUUGUUGAUGGGUCUCUCUGAUUCUCCAAAUGCAACAACCCCAUGAUCUUGAUCUCUAAAUCCGAUCUCGCUAUGUCCAACGCCCAAUCCUCGUCUCCGAUCCGCUCCGAUUACAAAGACCUCAACAGCACGAAUUCUAACAAUUUAAUUAGGAGAGAAAGACCCUCCAGGGCCUGCACCAUUCGCUCCGCUGCUAGGCUUCACCAAGCAGCUGCAGCGGAAGCCAAACUCACCCAACCUCAUAGCAAGAGGAAGAAGAAGAACAAGAGGAAGGAUCUACAAGAGGAGGAGCACGAGGAGGAGGAGGAGGACCCCUCUUCGUCGCCUCAGGAUGACCAAUGUAGCAAGAUUAUAACUCCGUUGGUUGGGGAGCCACCGCCUUCUCAGUUGUCACGCUGGAGUAUUAGGUCCAUGUGGGAGUUAGCUUCCAUUCUCAAUUUUUUCAAUGUUUUUAGGCCUCUUUUGAAUAUCAAAGCAGACUUCUCCGUUGAGGAGUUUGAAACGGCUUUGAUCACGCCAAACAAUACGUUGGCUGAUAUACACAUUCCUUUGUUGAGGGCGAUCCCUCCUAUUACUCGGAUGGCACUUGGGCAGAAUACUUGGAUUACCGUUCUCUGUAGAAAGUUAAGGGAUUGGUGGCACUGGGUUGCAGAAGGUGAGCUACCAAUAGUUGCAUCUCAUGGAGCUGAGGUUGAAGCUUAUAAUACACUUGAUCCCGGUGUCCGCGUAUUGAUUUUAAAAGCCUUGUGUGAUAUUCGUGUUGAGCAAGAAGAUAUUCGCAACUAUAUAGAUAAUUCAAUAAAGGAAGGGGUUCAGCUUUCAGCAUUUCGUAAAGAACGUAUUGGUGGUGAUUCUCGUGGAAUCUUCUAUUGGUAUGAAGAUGAUUCUGUCAUUGGUCAGCGUUUAUACAGAGAGGUCAGAAAAAUUGAGGUGAAGAGAGGAAAGGGUAAGAGUGUACAACCCAUUUCUAGUUCAUGUUAUGAGUGGGAGACGGUUGCAACCAAUUUGGACGAAUUUCAAGAAGUUUCCGAGAAGCUUUUAGCAAGCAAAAAUAGGACUGAAGCUUCAGUUGGAAAGAAGUUAUACAAUGAUAUGCUUCCAGAGAUUGAGAAGGUCCACAAGAAAAGAGAAAAGCUGUUGAAGAAACAACAUAGACAAGCUCUUCUUCUUGAUAAUAUGAUGGGUGUGGAUGGGCUUGGCCUUGGACGCUCCCUUCGUGGUAGAAAACCUGUAUCAUAUACUUUUGAUGAUUAUGACCGAUCAAUAAAUGAAGCUAUCAAGAUAACCAAAACAAAGCAGUCAUCUCCUGAGCAUACUGUCAGAAGAGAAGGUUUGAGAAAUGAUACAUCUUUAAAUGGUAGUAGAUUGGGUGGCCCUUCACAAACCCCUCAACCGGAGUCAUUCAGUGCGUUAUCGCCAAAAUCUUCUGAUUACGAAAAAAGUGAUGAUGAAGAUAAUUCUGAGCCACUAGAUCGCGGUAACCGACGCAGGCAGAAGUCUCAAAGAUUUUCAGAAAGAGAAUUUGCUGAAGCAACCUCAAGCCACGAGGCGGACUUUGACAGCGACGAUGAUAUAGUUGGGGAGGUUGUGUAUGACGAUGAAUAUUUGAAGAAACGGAAAGUAAUGAAGGUAUCCAGUAGCUCUGAAGGAGACGAGGAGUAUCUCUGGGAAGGUGAACAUGCUGAUGAGGAGGAGGAAGAAGAAGAAGAGGAUAACCAGUCCUUGAGUAUUAGUGAUGAUAGUGACGAGCGUCCACGAUUUAAGAAACUACGAGGCAGAACUAGACGGGAAACAAAGUUGAAGUCAGUUCGUGACAUGCAAUCAGGUCUAAGACGUAGUAAAAGGGCUACUAGAAACCGUAUUGAUUAUAAACAAUUAGAGGGGUCAGAUUCAGAAAACGAGCCUCCAAAAUAUGAGGAAUUUGAUGCACAAGACAAACAAUAUCAAUCAGAUUCUGAAAGUGAGUCCUUGAAUCGUGAAGAAUCAAAUUCACUAGAGGACAAGCACAUUAAUGCAUAUGAAGGUGCAGAAUUUUCACUGGGUACCCAUAGUGAAGAUUCAGAACCAAAUAAAAAUUACGAAAUGAAAACUGAACCACCUGUCAGUGAGAAGCCUGAGUCAGUAGAAACAGAACAGCUUCACGUGCCUUUAAAACCUCAUAGACCUGAUCAAGAUGGGUUAGAAGGUGUAAAGAGAAGGCAUUUUCUAGAUCUAAAUGAGCUUGCCCCAGGGCCUGGAUUCGACGAUGGUCCCAACUCAUCAAUGAAAGACGAAGAUAUAAAUGACUUGUAAGCAGGUUUCCAUUGAGAGCUGGUUGUAUGUUAAUUUAUAAAUUUUGGUUAACUACAGUAGAAGUAAAAAUUAGGUUCUUCUAUUGCGAAAUUUAAUGUGCAUGCCUUCCUGCAUAUGUUGAUCGCUGGCACUAUGACGCGCAAUGUGGGAGUGAGAAAUUACUUGCAUAAAGAGAUGUUGAGAAAUCAUGUAGAUUUAGCUAAUUUAUCAUCUUUUUAGGUUUAGCACCACCCUAGAGUCUUUGGUUUUGUGCUGUUGAGCCAGUCACCUUUGGUUCUGUGUUCACUGUGUACUGUGUAGUUUAAAAUAACCCUGUAAACUGAAAUUUUGUUCAGUCUUUUUUUCCCCUCCUUUUUA